Molecule: messenger RNA, 939 nt
Organism: Tarenaya hassleriana
Lineage: Eukaryota; Viridiplantae; Streptophyta; Magnoliopsida; Brassicales; Cleomaceae
Exons: 1
Coding region: 76-645 (189 amino acids)
Source: RefSeq, a predicted model, not a curated record
CGAAACUUCUGGUAGGUUGUUUAUUUGUUGAUCGAAUCAGAAGAAGAAGAAGACAAAGCAGAAGAAAGUCUGACAAUGGCUUCCUCAGCUUUCCUCCGCCUCGCGAUCGUUAUAGGGUUUCUCGCGAUCUCCUCCGCGGCAGCACGGCCUUGCAAGACAUUCCUCAUCUCUUCCUACGCCUUCUCCAUAACCCCAGAAAACCUUAACCCUAACUCCGACGGCGAGCCCGAUUUCUCCUCCACCAGAUUCGUCACCGUAUUCACCAUCCGCCGAUUCACUCCCCGCCAUCUCCGUCCCUUCCUCGUCCACCGCCGCGACGACGGUGGAGGCUUCCUCCCCUCCGCCUUCCUAGGGUCGUCAUCGGAGUCUCGGCCCCAAUUCUCCAUCCCUUCCAUCUCGCACAUCAAUUCCUUCAGAGAUCGAACAAGGGACAUCCUCAGCGUUGUCGUCGCUCUCCUCUUCGGCGUCGGUUGCGGUGCCCUCACCGCCGCGACGAUGUACCUCGUCUGGGCUCUCGUCUCGAACCGCCGUAGCUACAACUUCGAGGAUGAGGAUUACGAGACCGAUGGGUACGAUGAUGCGAGCCCUAAGAAGAUGGGUUACGUCAAGAUCCCUGGCCCUGCUCCUGUGAAGGAGGCUGCUUGAAAGGUGCUCUUAAUCUGAGGUGAAAACAUACAAAACCCCAAAUUUCUUCCGUGGAUUGGGUUUCUGCAUAUCCUGCGAUCGUCUCUUUGCUUUCACGUUUUCGUUUGUGUAUGUUGCGACGUAACAGUAAACCUAUGUCCCUUAUGGAUUCAUGUAAUCCAAAUAUACAGAAAUAUUUGUACUUUAUGAAGUGUGGAUUACUGGAUUUACAUUGUUGUUGUGCAAGUAUGCUCAUUUUAUAUGUACUGAUGUAUUUGGUAAUGCUGAUAGUUCUCAAAGAGUUACUGAUGAUAA